AUAGAAAGUUUGAGAGCGAAAGAGAUAGCCUUUGAGCGUCGAGGAUACAUCUUUCUCUCCGUCUCCGUGCAAAAAGCACUUCAUUUCAUCUCAAAGCCUCUGUUUUUCUUAGGUUCAACUUCAGAGAGCUACUUAAAUCUUCUUGCCAGUUACCAAAACCUUCCUACAUUAUUUUUGAGAAUCCUACAAGGGAAGGUAGAGAUGCCAGACAAAGAGUCAGCCAGCUAUCUCUCUGCUAUUGGAUUUAUAGACCAAAGAGUGAAUAGUCAUAAGAAGUUCAAACCAGGGGAUAAAACGUAUAUUGUUGCGCUUUCUGCAGUGGCAUCAAAAGUAGCCUACGAGAAUAAAGCCUUCAUCCGAGCAACUGUUGAAGAUCAAUGGAAGAUGGAUUUGUUGGGUUCCUAUGAUUUUUGGAAUGAAUAUCACGAAAAGAAAUCAACUCAAGGAUUCUUAUUUCAUGAUAAAACUCCUUGUCCAGACGUAAUAAUUGUGGCAUUUAGAGGUACAGAACCCUUCAAUUCAGAUGAUUGGAGUACGGAUUUCGACAUAUCUUGGUACGAAUUCCAGGGCAUGGGCAAAGUCCACAGCGGUUUCAUGAAGGCUCUGGGCUUACAGAAAGAUAAAAAAUGGCCUCCCAAUAUUACACAAGACGACCAACGCCCAUUAGCGUACUACACAAUCAGGGAAAAACUAAGAGACCUCUUACAGAAAAAUAAGCAAACAAAGUUUGUCCUAACAGGACACAGCUUAGGCGGUGCGCUUGCAGUUCUUUUUGCUGCAGUUCUUGCAUUUCAUAAUGAGACUUUUAUACUGGAAAGAUUGGAAGCAAUUUACACAUUUGGGCAGCCAAGAGUAGGUGAUGCCGAGUUUGGCGAUUUCAUGAAGGAAAAUUUAAGGAAUUAUGGCAUUGAAUAUUAUAGAUUUGUUUACAGUCAUGAUGUUGUGUCCAGAUUGCCUUAUGAUGACUCCAUCAUGCUUUUUAAACACUUCGGAACGUGCCUUUACUAUAACAGCAUAUACGAAGGAAAGAUUGUGUCAGAAGAACCAGACAGGAAUUACUUUUCUGUGAGAUCACUAAUAUCAAAGAGGGUGGAUGCAUUGUGGGAGUUGGUGAGAAGCUUUCUUCUUCCAUAUUUGUAUGGAACAGAAUACAGAGAAAACUUGCUUCUACAAGCACUUAGGUUGUAUGGACUAGUAUUUCCAGGCAUGCCGGCUCAUGGUCCCCAAGAGUAUAUUAAUGCAAUUUGUUUGGGAGAUGCUAAUUUGUUCACCAAUGUUGGUACAUCAUCUUGACAAUUCUCGUCUACUUUGAUAUCUUAUUGGAAAUUGGAUAUUAUUCCUCCAUUA
Messenger RNA from Solanum verrucosum, 1347 nucleotides. RefSeq names its product triacylglycerol lipase OBL1-like. Gene Ontology annotation, biological process: lipid metabolic process. The record is from RefSeq and is a predicted model, not a curated record. The transcript is spliced from 5 exons. The coding region runs from base 202 to 1293 and encodes 363 amino acids. Gene Ontology annotation, molecular function: triacylglycerol lipase activity. Lineage: Eukaryota; Viridiplantae; Streptophyta; Magnoliopsida; Solanales; Solanaceae.